AUUCACCAAUAUUCAAUAUUGGUUGUUAUUGAUAUUCAUAUUGACAUGGAUCGGUGCCCCUUGAAUCUGUUUAGGUUUUAUAAGAGUGCAACAACAAAAAAUUUAACUCUAUUUCAAUUUAAUAGGAUUGACUACAUGGAUCCAUCCACGUAAAAGUGGAAGAAAGUAAAGACAUAGAGAUGAGAGAGCACAAGAUAGAUCUAAUCCAAUUUUAUAUCGGCCGACAAGGUAUCUAUAUGUGAAUCUAUGGUCCUCAAUCCAUGCACCAAAAUCUUAUAUGAUUGUUUACACACCCAAAAAAAAAAUCGUUUUAAUCUGAUUGGAAUUAAUCGAUUAACAAAAUAAUGCAUUAAAAAUCCAAGUGAUUAUACUUUUUUCUUUUGACUAAACAAUCCGAGUAGAAGUGAUUACACACAAGACGGAAAAUCCAAAUUUUUUUUAAUGCGAAGUGAUUAAUGUAUUGAGCCAGACAAUAGAAAUGUAACAAAUGUUACUCCCAAGACUCAGAAGCUGAUGAUAUAAUUAAUGGCUUUUAUGAAGCUCGGAAAAGGAAGGAAAAAAAAGAGGAGAAGAAAUCGAUGGGUCAUCGAAGAGAAUAGCAGGAGGAACGAAGGUACUCGGGGAAAACAAAAAGUGAAGGAGAUGAGAUCUAAAGAAAGACGGUCGGAAAAGUACGGAGACAUGCACAGCCUUGUCGCUUCUCUUUGCAAGCAACUGACUCUACUCUACUGAACCACCUGACACCUGGUCUCAAGUCUGUACUCUGUAUAUGAAGCCUCCUGUACUACUACGUACGUAGUUGGUAUCCCUGUACCCCCACUCUGCUGCAUGCCUGCAUGAUAUUUUCACAUUUGCCAAAGAGAUGUAAACAUAAGGACCAUAAUCUCCUUCUCUCUCUAGAGUCCUGACGCAGGAAAGACUCAGGGUUUCAAUCUUGGAGAUAGGCAUAGCUGUGGUUUCUAGAAUGGAUACACCCGACGCGUUCUCGGCGACUCUAUUCAAAUGGGACCCAAGAGGGGCAGGGGCAGGGGGGUCUCCACCGCCUCACCGGUUGCUGGAAGCGAUGACGGCACCCCAGACAUGCGGUACGUGCACAAGGACGCAAAGGGAUGUGGGAGGGCUGGAUGUGUUCUUCCAGGCUUACGGAGUCCGAUACUACACUGCGGCAAAGAUAGCAGAGCUAGGGUUCACGGUGAACACACUCCUGGACAUGAAAGACGAGGAGCUGGGGGAGAUGAUGACCAGUCUCUCCCAGAUCUUCCAGUGGGACCUCCUUGUCGGGGAGAGUUACGGUAUCAAGGCCGCCCUCAGGGCGGAGCGUCGACGCCGCCUCCACCUCCUUCUCCCAACCUACGCUACCAACGCUCUCGAUGCCCUCUCCCAGGAAGGAUUGUCGAAGGAGCCAGUACUGCAACAAAAGAGGGAGAAGCAGCACCGGCAGCGUCAAAAGAAGAGGGCGGCAUCGACGAAGAGUACUACUACAACUACAGGGGACGAAGAAGAAGAAGAGGAGGAGAAGGAAGACGAAGAUAAUGAAGAAAAGAAAGGAAGAGUAGUGGAGAGGCAGCGAGAGCACCCAUUCGUCGUGACGGAGCCUGGUGAAGUAGCUCGGGGGAAGAAGAACGGCAUCGAUUAUCUCUUCCACCUCUACGAGCAGUGCCGUGAAUUCUUGAUCCAUGUUCAGAACAUCGCCAUGGAUCGUGGAGAAAAAUUCCCCACCAAGGUGACAAACGAGGUGUUUAGAUAUGCAAAGAAUGCAGGAGCUAGCUCCAUAAACAAGCCCAAAAUGAGGCACUACGUGCACUGCUACGCGUUGCAUUGCCUGGACGAAGAGGCAUCGAAUGCCCUGAGGAGAGCAUUCAAACAGAAAGGAGAGACCGUGGGAUCUUGGAGGCAGGCUUGCUACCAGCCCCUUGUCACCAUGGCAUCUCACCAUGCUUGGGACAUCGACUCCAUCUUCAACUCCCACCCUCGUCUCUCCAUCUGGUACGUCCCCACCAAGCUCCGUCAGCUCUGCCAUGCCAACCACUGUGAGGCCAAUGCCAAUGCUGACGCUACAUCUGCUUCUGCUGGGGCCAGCACCGUCGCUACUGCCCACCCUUCCUUCUAACCAUUAACCAACAUUUAGCCAAUUAUGUUCUUUGGCUUUGAAGGUUUGGGUGGGACUAUAAGAGUUAGUCUAGAGUCAAUGUACUUGGUAAAGUUGGUUUGUUCUGCUUAUUUUCAUAUUGGGCCAACAAAAUUCUUCCAAGAAUCUGAGUUUUGAUCA
This is a messenger RNA of Macadamia integrifolia, 2269 nucleotides long. RefSeq names its product floricaula/leafy homolog 2-like. Gene Ontology annotation, molecular function: DNA binding. NCBI's taxonomy places the organism in Eukaryota, Viridiplantae, Streptophyta, Magnoliopsida, Proteales, Proteaceae. The transcript has 3 exons. The record is from RefSeq and is a predicted model, not a curated record. Gene Ontology annotation, biological process: regulation of DNA-templated transcription. Bases 965 to 2110 code for a protein of 381 amino acids.